Cyprinus carpio (common carp) is the source of this 2141-nucleotide messenger RNA. RefSeq names its product protein-tyrosine sulfotransferase 2-like. The record is from RefSeq and is a predicted model, not a curated record. NCBI's taxonomy places the organism in Eukaryota, Metazoa, Chordata, Actinopteri, Cypriniformes, Cyprinidae. Gene Ontology annotation, biological process: peptidyl-tyrosine sulfation. The transcript has 6 exons. Gene Ontology annotation, cellular component: Golgi apparatus. Gene Ontology annotation, molecular function: protein-tyrosine sulfotransferase activity.
UGUUUCAGAAGCAAAUGCAAAUGUAUGCAAAAACAUUUCCCUAUAUGUCAACACAGUCUUAUGGAGUGGAAAUACUUGCUACAAGAGUCACAUUUACUACAGUGAAAGUUUCACAUGCGAUCUCAUUUCUCAGUCCACCCAUUUCCUUUGUUCGAUUUAUCUUCCUUGAAAACGAUACUGCAUCAAAUGGCUGCAUUACUAUCAAAUCGACACAUUUUUAUACAUGGGUUACCAAAGAAUCGUUCAGCACAAACUGAGCACAUUUGAGACUGAGAGACACAGGAAAAGAAAAAGCCGGUUUGUAGCUGCCAGAUAAGAUCUGAACUGAUAGUCUGAAUGUUUUUAAACUACAUUCACUACUUUCACAUUCACCGUUUGACUCCACCGCAGAUCACUGAGCCUGGAGGAUCAUGCAACGUUCAUUGUUUGUGGCUUGAAGCGUGAUGCGCCUGUCAGUCAAACGGGCAGCUGUACUCCUGCUAACUCUCUUCGGAGCUUGUACGCUUACUACUCUAUAUCAAGUGCUAAUAUGCCCUGGAAAGGCUCCCAGACGUUAUAUGCGGUCUAUACUGGUUCGAAACUCGAACCAGACACAGUACCGGUACAAUCAGAACACGCCGAUGGUGUUUGUGGGUGGCGUUCCACGUUCAGGGACCACCUUAAUGCGUGCCAUGCUAGACGCCCACCCUGACAUCCGCUGCGGGGAGGAGACGCGGGUGAUCCCCAGGAUACUGUCUCUGCGGCAGGGCUGGGGGAGGCAGACGGAGGAGCGCUGGGCGCUGGAGGACGAGGGAGUCAGUCAAGAGAUGAUUGACGCUGCGACUACAGCAUUCCUGCUGGAGAUCAUCGCACGACACGGGGAACCUGCCCCACUGCUGUGCAAUAAAGACCCCUUUACACUGAAGAGUGCCGUUUAUCUGUCACGCAUUUUCCCCAACUCUAAAUUCCUGCUAAUGCUCAGAGACGGCCGGGCGUCUGUGCACUCUAUGAUCUCAAGACGAGUGACUAUCACUGGCUUCAACCUGUCCAGCUACAGGAACUGUCUGACUAAAUGGAGCAAUGCAAUCGAAGUCAUGCUCUCCCAGUGUAUGGCGGUCGGCCAGAGUCGUUGUAUGACCGUCCGCUAUGAGGAUCUGGUGCUGCAGCCACGAGCCACUAUGCAGGGUGUGCUACACUUUCUGAACUCACCUUGGCAUGAAGGAGUGCUUCAUCAUGAGGAGGCCAUCGGGCAGCCAGGAGGGGUAUCACUGUCUCGGUAGGGCGAAAUUAUAUUUAAAGGGACCGAAUGUUCCACGGAUCAAGUGAUCAAACCAGUUAACCUGGAAGCCCUCACACGCUGGGUAGGCCACAUCCCAGCAGAUGUCCAGCAGGACAUGGAGAGCAUCGCGCCAAUGCUGCGCAGGCUGGGCUACAACCCCAAUGCCAAUCCACCAGAUUAUGGUCAGCCAGAUCCGGAAGUGAUCAACAAUACUCAAAGGGUACUGCGAGGAGAUUUUAAAACUCCUACGAGCCUGAAAGGAUGGGCACAAGUAUCUCCUAAAGGAGGCAGAAACUGAACUGAUAGUCCUACACUGAUUGCAGUAUGUGCUCGUUUUCAACCUUGGAUAUUUCACCACCAUUUUGUGCCAUACACCGUGAAGGCCUUUCACAAGAUACAGAGCUACCUGAGUUGGAAAUAAUAAGGAGCAUUGUUUUUAUGCAAUAGCUGUGGUUACAUGGGGUCUGAUUUUGACAUCGCCAGAGUCUAUUAUAAUAAUUAGGCAACUAAAUCCUACCAAAAUGUUGCAAUGUAAUAGACUGAUGUCAAAGAAACAAGCCUCAGACGGAAACUGGACACAGAUAGACAUUUUUACUUCCUGAAGCUCUCAGAAGUGUAUUGUUUACUAUUGUUUACUAAGUUUACCAUACAUCAUUUACACUGGACUUCCUGAACAAUGCAGUUUUUUUAUGUCUUGUUUUGGGAAAUGAGAAGAGUGUGACGUAGGGCUUAGUGUCGCACUGAAUGCUGUUGCUAUGUGCCUGCGUGCAUUUUCUUGACCUAGAUAUUAAAUUGAGCCAUUCUUAUUUUCCUAGUGCCAAAACACCCUGUUUUCCCUCUGUUUUUUUUAAGUGAAUUCUUUCAAUAAAUAUAUUCAAACUCG